Molecule: messenger RNA, 1529 nt
Organism: Macrosteles quadrilineatus (aster leafhopper)
Lineage: Eukaryota; Metazoa; Arthropoda; Insecta; Hemiptera; Cicadellidae
Exons: 17
Coding region: 90-1529 (479 amino acids)
Source: RefSeq, a predicted model, not a curated record
GCAGAGUGCGCGCAAAGUACUUGUGCGUUUGUGUGUGUUACAUAGGAUAUUUUACAAAAACUCAGCCCAAUCUCUCAUGUUCACCCGCCAUGGUACAACCAGCCCUCGGAGCCGCCAGCCUGUGCCUACUGAUCUUCCUACUUACUGGGUGUCGGUGUAGAGGGUUCCACGUAGAGUUGAGGGCUCCAAGGUACGUGUCCUUCGGCAACUCUGCGCUCCUCAAGUGUGACUACAGCGUCUCAGAGGACGAGCUUCACAAGGUUGAGUGGCUCCAUCAGGGUCGCAAAAUCUGGCAGUACGUCAAGGGUCGCAGCCCUCCCUAUAGGAACUACACCACAUUGGGCUCCAUCAUUGAUUUAUCACUGAGUGACCGACAUCAGGUGCUGUUGACGAACCUCAACUUCGACGCCAGCGGCAUCUACACGUGCGAGGUAUCUACAGAGACGCCCAUCAUCUACACCAAGCCUUCCGAGGAGCUGGAGAUUACUGUCAUCAAAAACCAAAUGGAGGAGCCACGGAUAACGUUUCGCAAGCCCGAGUACAGCGUAGGUGACUGGCUACAGGUCAACUGUACUUCCGCCUCUGCUAGACCCACCCCUGACGUCACGUGGCUGAUAAAUGGGAAAAAGGUUGACGAAGGAUUAAUAAGAUCGUUCACGGACCAAGUACCAUCCACGGUGACAGCCCAGCUGACUCUACAGCUGACAGAGGAACAUGUGGACGGCAUUGAGCUGACCUGCCUGGCGACCAUACCCAAGUAUCUGGGCAACGAGGUCCAUCAGAGCGAGUACGCCGACCACAAGGCGCAGUCAGUCAAAGUAUCUGGGCAACGAGGUCCAUCAGAGCGAGUACGCCGACCACAAGGCGCAGUCAGUCAAAGUAUCUGGGCAACGAGGUCCAUCAGAGUGAGUACGCCGACCACAAGGCGCAGUCAGUCAAAGUAUCUGGGCAACGAGGUCCAUCAGAGUGAGUACGCCGACCACAAGGCGCAGUCAGUCAAAGUAUCUGGGCAACGAGGUCCAUCAGAGCGAGUACGCCGACCACAAGGCGCAGUCAGUCAAAGAGGUAAUUCAUCAACUAUAUUCAUAUCCAAGUAUCUGGGCAACGAGGUCCAUCGGAGUGAGUACGCCGACCACAAGGCACAGUCAGUCAAAGUAUCUGGGCAACGAGGUCCAUCAGAGCGAGCACGCCGACCACAAGGCGCAGUCAGUCAAAGUAUCUGGGCAACGAGGUCCAUCGGAGUGAGUACGCCGACCACAAGGCGCAGUCAGUCAAAGUAUCUGGGCAACGAGGUCCAUCAGAUUGAAUACGCCGACCACAAGGCGCAGUCAGUCAAAGUAUCUGGGCAACGAGGUCCAUCAGAGCGAGCACGCCGACCACAAGGCGCAGUCAGUCAAAGUAUCUGGGCAACGAGGUCCAUCAGAGCGAGCACGCCGACCACAAGGCGCAGUCAGUCAAAGUAUCUGGGCAACGAGGUCCAUCAGAGCGAGCACGCCGACCACAAGGCGCAGUCAGUCAAAGGUAAGUGA